UUCCUUCAAAGCCCCCUGCCCAGGCUGCUGUCCGCCGGCCCAGGUGCUGAAACCUGCCGCCCUUUGCCAGCCCAGCCCCGGCAGCGCCCAGGCCCACCGCGACGCCCCCCGGGCACCGCACGCGGGUCGGGAUGAGCGGAGGGGUCUACGGAGGAGUCGCCCCCUCCUCCUCCCAAUUUCGCAGCCACCUUCCCGGACAGACAAAAGAAGCCAACUUUGCGGGCUGCCGAAUGGAAAUGAAAGAGCCGGAAGGGGCCCCUCGAGGCCAUCUAGUCGUCGUCCCCCGUGCAGCCCAGAGAUCCAGACUGCCGCCUGCUGAUCCCAUAUUCCUUAAAUCUGGCCCUCCCCGUUGGAGGCACUUGGACGAGGUGGGGGCCCUGGUCUUCGACAUCGGCUCCUUCUCCGUCCGGGCUGGUUAUGCUGGUGAGGACUGUCCGAAGGCGGACUUCCCCACCACGGUGGGCCUGCUCUCCCACGACGAGUCGGCCAUGGAGCUGGAUGGAGACAAGGAGACCAAAUCGGGGAAGGCCUACUACAUCGACACCAACUCCCUCCACGUCCCGCGGGAGAACACGGAGAUCGCCUCCCCCCUCAAGAACGGGAUGA
Messenger RNA from Thamnophis sirtalis, 606 nucleotides. The record is from RefSeq and is a predicted model, not a curated record. Lineage: Eukaryota; Metazoa; Chordata; Lepidosauria; Squamata; Natricidae.